UCUGUAGCUUCUCUAGAAGAAAGAGAGUGAUGAGGCGUCCCGUAUACGGCCAGGACUGUUUACUUGGGAAUUUUUCGUCCCAGUUCCGCGCAAUGUGGUGCAGCAGUGCUGCGUGGUGGCAUGUAGCUGGAAUUCAUAAGGAAGAUGUUCGGGGGAUUGGAGGUGUGUGGAUUUCAAUUUUUGAUAAUUGUUCGUGAAAAGGUUGAGGGGGUGUACGUUGGAUGCAGCCGUGCAUAUCCCGCCAGAUUGGAACUUUUCUUCGCAGAUGUUUGGGCGGUAACAUCGGCAUUCGUCUAUUUUUUAAUCUGGCGAUGCUCGUUGGGCAUUUCGGGGACUCUCCGUUUGCCGAGCGAGAGACCGUUCGUAGCUCCGUUAGUUUGUACUGUUCGCUUCUUGUGUCGUUUUUGAUAGAGGGCGGUCCUGUAGUCUUCAUGUGGUUGGUGAUAAGCGGAAGCCUUGAGUUUAAGUUCCAUUGGAGCAUUAGAAGCGGGGAACAAAGUGCGGAAUUUUAUCAACUGCUGGCAUGCCCAUGUCUGUCUCCGCGCACUCUUUAUCGUGUGCGUUGUCUGGCGAGUGUCGUCUGCUACAUUGUGCAGGAAGGUGGACUUACGCUACACUGGGUUGGCAGGCCCUGUCGGGAGGGGCAUGUGUUACUUUGUCAGAGUUUAGAGUAUAUGUCUGGUUAAUGUUGGUUGAAGAGUCUUGGUUCCAACGUCUUGCAGGAUGAUGGACAGGUUGAACAGUGUGUUCGCUUUUCGGAGCAGUAAUCUGUGGCUCCAUCAGGAAGAAGAUAGUGUCUUUCAUACGGCCUGUUCUGCACUACUGGCAAGAACGGCGGAGCUUUUUGGCCCAAAUUUGAGCAGUACAGAGAGACGUUAUAGCUGGCACAGUGUUGUAUGAGACGCAUGGUGCAAGCCUCUUACAUGAUACAUCUGUAACGAAAGAAGUCCGAGUUGCUUUCUGAGCUCGUGUGUUGCCAUGGUAGUUUGUGACUGUUGUGUUUCUCAAAUAUUCAUACGAUCGGAAGCAGCUAUAGGCCAUGCUAAGACGCGCCCCUCUUUAGUCCAUUAGUCAGACCAUGCACGGACAAGUGUCGUCAAGAUGUUCACGAUUUCUUUUAUUUGUCAGCGAAUACAUCAAUAUCUCUUCAGCGAGGAGGAAGAUAGACUCCGACAUCGUGAAUGGAGCAUUCUGCGACGAGGUCUGUAAUUAAAACAGCCGAACCUGGUCGGCGGGUGCGCAACAUUCAAGUCUAGGCUACCGAAGCAACAUCUGUAACUGUGCGCGGACCAUCAGUAUGUGCUCUGGGGGAGACGACGUCACUUCUUGCAAUAUGGACGAUCCGCUGGCGAACGAGAUGCCGAUUGCCUCUCACUCGCAAGAUGACAUUCAUUCUGAAAUAGCGGGCUCUCUGUUUGAACUCACGUCCCACCCCAAGGAUUACAUGAUGAAGUUUGUUUGCGACGCGAACGGUGAACAGCUGCCAAUUUUGUCAGAAUAUUUCAGUGUAGCACUUACAUUUGCUGCACUUGGGGGGCUCAUCCGUGGUAAAAAAGGAACGCCACAUCUCGAGCUCAACCCGAAAUUCCAAAGAGUGGGGCUGCAAGUUAUGUUAAAGAAUGCCAUGGACCGACUACAGUUGCUCGCCCUCAAUGCACAGGAAUUGGAGAAGAAGGUAAUAGACGGCAAGGAAGGUACUCGCAAAGAUGCUGAAGCGUGGGAUGCCGAACGACGAACCCUCGUACAGAGGUUGUCUCUUGCCGAAGCACAAAUUGAAAGUGUUAAAAAAUGUCGACACGAGGACGCCAAGGCCAACGAAAAAGUCGUCGGUAUCUUUGCCUCUCACGAACAGGCUUGGAUAAACGAGAAGAAGAAGCUCAAACGAGAGAUUGAACUUCUUAGGAACGAGAUUGUUGUCAUACGUAAACGUAAUGUACGCAAAGUUGAUGAGGGGAAAGGAUGCGAAGAGUGCAGAUUAAAAGUGCAGGAACUUGAGAAGCUCGAGGACAAGCUUUGCGAGAAAGAAUUCCUUCUGGCUGCUGCAUCGGACGAAGCUCGGUCCGAUCAGCGUGAGCGCAACCAAUUAGCUGGAAAGCUGGCCAUGAUGGAGUCAUGUGUCUCGAAUUUGAAGGAGAAGAUUUCAAAAGAGACGGCGAAGAAUAGGGAAUUACAGGCGGUGAUUGCGGAUAUCUCAGACAAGCACGAAGAGGCAGAGCGCAUGCUGAAGUGUGCAACUGCAGACCUUGCAAGUAUGACUGGAGAGGUUAAAUCUAUGUCUGAAGCGAAUGUCAAAAAAAAUGUUAUGGUUGAGGAGCUUUCGGACGACCUUUUAAAACUCCAAAAAGAUAUUGAUGACAAGGAGGAGGUCAUUUCUGUGAUAUUGAAGAAGUCCGACAUCGACCGAAAAGAAAGAGAGGAUCUUCUGCUUGAACUUGCCCAUGUCAAGUCCAAGCGUAAAGCAGCUGAGUAUGAGAAAGAUAGGUGGAAGAGGCUGGCCGAGGAACGCGCACGCACCUGCUCUUCAGGAUCGAACGCCCUGAAAUCAAGGCGCAGCUUGGGUAGCAAAACUGAGUUGGACAAACUAUCUGAGAUUCGAAGAAGUUGUGAUGAGGAGGUUCACGGCCUUAAAUCUAUGUACAUGACCAAGUUGGAAGCGCUCCAAGAGCAGCUGAAUAGUUAUGAAGAGAAGGUGGCAUUGCUGGAAUCAAAAAUCGUGGUUCAUAGCGUAGUGAAUCAGAAGCGGAAACCGAAGCAGGAAGUUCCAAAUCUAGCUUGUGUGAAUGCAAAAGAGUGUGAUAAUCGCUAUGAUUUGGUGACACUUCUAGAGUCUGUCGCGCCUGAGGUGGAUAUGAUGCUCUUCAAACGGUUCAAUCCUGAAAUUCAAGAGGUUCCAGUGACUGCUGCAUCUUUGAAAGAUUGGCUGGAGCAGUGGCUUGAAGCUGUGAAGUCUCACCACGCUCAACAUUUAGAGCAACGGCAUUGGCGAGAGAUUGAUGCGUUUGAAAGACAGAUGAGGCUAAAAGACGAGAGGGUUGAGUCUUUCCGUUGGCAGUUGCUGAGUAUGGAGUCCGAAUGCAGCAAACUAAAAUCGGAGCUUGAGAUGCUGAAAAGCAGGUUGGCAAUUGCCGUUGAUGAGAAGUGUAGGGCAGAGAGAGCAGUUGAAGUGAAGGACACGGAGUUACGUGCAUUGAUGAAAACUGUGUUGCCAAAUUGUGAGGACCUAUCAUUCCCUGAUUCCUGUUUGGAGAAGCUAAGCCCACAAGAAGCUCAGCAGAAAGUUCUGGUUUUGUUACAUAAAGAGCUCAACGAUGCCAAGAAGAAAUUAGAGGAGGCUGAAGUUAAGCACCGAAAGAAUCUGUUGAAAGUCUCAGAGGAUUGCGAAGCAGAGAUCAGGCAAAAGGAUCAUCAUUUGGCUGUUGUGGAGGCUAGGUUGUGCCAGCUAAUAAUUCAGAGUCACAACGAUAAACGUUUCAGGCCUGAUGGAGCCUCUAACGGUCUUCCUGGAGAGACUGUUCCUGAAAAAGUAUACAAGGUUGCAGUCGCUAGAGCUCAGGAGAUGGAUGUCAAGAAUGCAAUAAGCAGUGCAUGCAUUGAAGUAGAGAAAUUAGCUGAAAAAGUUUCGGAGGUUCGAAAGCAAAUGAUGGAAUCGAAUGACAAUUAUACUAGUCUAGAGGAACUUUGUCACCAAGCCACAGCGGUUUCAAACUCAGGGAAAAAACUGUCUUUGCUGAAGAACGCAAUUUCUAUUAAGGGGCUAGAUGAUACUAGGGCUACUUUGUUCAAUGAUUACCAGCCAACCAUCUUGCAUCUUGAACCUAUUAGGCUGGCAUCACAGAACCUUUCAAGUAGCAAUUCUUUGGUACCAGCUGCGGAUCAAGUUUUUCUUGACCAACCUCAAUUUCCUGUUGAUGAAGCAUCAACUUCAGGGGCUCCCGAGGCAGAAGUAUCAGACGAUUAUAUAUCCUUAGAUACUGAGGCCGAAAUCACUUCGAAAAGAAAUCCCAGCGACGGUGGUAUGAUUCUUCUAGAAUCAAACUCUGAUGUAGUGAAGAUCACAGACAGUGGCGAGGUCACAGAUGUAGGGGUGUUGAUGGGGAGGGCAGUAAGUUCUUCGAAGACUGACAGGAGGAAAACACUUAAGGAAUUCUUCCUCGAUUCGCCCCCUGAGUUGGCCGUGGAGAAUAUUUUUCAAGUCCCGCCCUCAAACAUGAAUUCAAAGAAGAUUAUCUCGAGGUUUUCAAGUCAGAGUGUCCUACAAGUUGAGAAAAACACCCUUUCGGAAAUCUCUCCCCAACAGAGAAAUCCAGGUAUAGAUGUGACCAAUCUUUCACAAAGAGCGGCUCCGAACUUCGAUAAAAUAAAGAGGAGAAGCAAGGAGUUCAAGAAGUCCAGGGAGGAUACUCAUGUCUUAGGCUUGGCGUUGGAGUUGCAGAAUAUUGAAGCACAAAUACUCCAAAUUGACAAAAGGAACGACAUUGGUCAAUUGGCUGUGAAUUUUAACUCCAACGCUGAAUCCAUGCCCAAAAUCACCCCUUCAAAGAGAAUUAAUAAGCGAUACGCAGCAUUGACGGGAAAAGUUGGUUUUCUUGCUAAGCAAAUGGGGUUGACCUCAGAGAAAAGUCCUGACAUAGUAACUGAUAACCCUCUGUACAACAGAAGGCCGACUGCAGUAGAGAUUCAUAACCUACAACAACGCGCCGAGGCCGUAUUCCAAAGUCUGGCAUCAUUUGAAACUCAGGAAGACGUUAAUCCCGUUGAUGAAUCUGCUAGUCACCAGAUUGGAUAUUCUGAAGAGCAUCUGGUCGAUACCGUGAAUGCUCAUCUAUCCCUAAUUCAAAGAAGUUUGAGGUCGAAAGUUGAGCCCUUCAUUGCGCAUCAACAGUCCACACAUCCUACCACGACAUCCCUGGAGGAGAGAUUGUGAACGGAUGUCUGUUUGUUCUACUCAUACCUGGGUGUCAGCCUCGUAAUCUAGUUCUCUGAAGUCCUAGAUUCAUAACAGCUCCCUACGCACAAGAACGAUGAUCAGUCAAGUUGUAGGGGGGCUAAUGUUGAUGGAGCAAUGGAAUUCACGGGCACAAUAAUUCAUCAUGCGUGAAGCUGUAAAACGUAGUACUUGUACUCCUGGAUUAGGUAGUGCAGUAGGUUUGGACGCGGUUGUAAGAGCGGAGAUUUCUUACUGAUAUUUCUUGAUGGUGUAGAUGGAAUCCAGCAACAUUAUGGAUAUAGAACAGUUAGGCACAUGAGUAAGAAUUCUCGAUUCAUUUGUUGAUACAAGCAGAUUGUUGGCUGACUAUGGUAGCAGACUUUUACCAUGAAAGCAUACCUCAAUUUUUUCAUUUUGUCAGUGUCUCUUACAUUACCUGCUGUCAAUCGUAUUGACAUCUCUCAUCCCUGUAAACUAUUUUCUAUAUGUACAGAAGAUCCUUAUAAAAGGCCACCGCUUGAUUAACUGGA
Molecule: messenger RNA, 5457 nt
Organism: Physcomitrium patens
Lineage: Eukaryota; Viridiplantae; Streptophyta; Bryopsida; Funariales; Funariaceae
Source: RefSeq, a predicted model, not a curated record